Histoplasma mississippiense is the source of this 456-nucleotide messenger RNA. RefSeq lists its product with no specific name. The transcript is spliced from 2 exons. The record is from RefSeq and is a predicted model, not a curated record. NCBI's taxonomy places the organism in Eukaryota, Fungi, Ascomycota, Eurotiomycetes, Onygenales, Ajellomycetaceae. Bases 1 to 456 code for a protein of 151 amino acids.
AUGCCCCGCAACACCCACCGUUCUACUGCCUCGCAAGCUCGUAAAAGGACUCCAACUACCCUGCGCCUUCGUCUGUCCAAACCGCCUGUUCCGGAUGUUCCGGAUAAUGACGAGAAUCCAACUGAUGAUGAGAAGGAGGAUAAGGAGGGGGAGGAGGAGGAGGAGGAGACACAGUCAGAAGAUCCUCGAUUUCUGCGAACACCUACCCCUGAGCCUGAGAUCUCAUUCCGGCUGUAUGAACGGGUGAUUAUCAAUGGGAUAAAGGAGCCUAUAAAGAUCAAGUUACGGAAUGUCACAACAAAUGAUAUGACUGUCAGCUUCUAUCCUUUCAUUGGAGUGUCGGAUUCCCAAUUAACAACCCAGGCAUUGGCAUCAAAAAGAGCAUUAGAUGUCAAAGAAGAAGUAAUCUCACCACCUGCCAAAUCCCCUCUCUAUCGUCCUGCCAAAUCCCCUUGA